This is a messenger RNA of Onychostruthus taczanowskii (white-rumped snowfinch), 6910 nucleotides long. RefSeq names its product KAT8 regulatory NSL complex subunit 1 like (gene KANSL1L). Gene Ontology annotation, molecular function: histone acetyltransferase binding. Lineage: Eukaryota; Metazoa; Chordata; Aves; Passeriformes; Passeridae. Gene Ontology annotation, cellular component: NSL complex. The transcript is spliced from 15 exons. Bases 244 to 3183 code for a protein of 979 amino acids. The record is from RefSeq and is a predicted model, not a curated record.
AAAAGAUCACAAACAAAAAAAAUCCACUAAAAGACAAAGCAAUCCUCCCCCCAAGCAAAAAUCCCCCAGAACACUGUCUGCAGUGUUGUGUAACCAAAGUGAUAGUGUUAUGCAAGGGGGAGAAGAGUCAAAAAGUGAAAGGACUGUAAACAAAAGCUGGGAAGGGAGGGAGUGCCACCCUGUGUGCUGAGUUGUGGCUGGGUUUUGUUGUGUUUCUUUUAACAGGGUGCUGCUAAUCACAACAUGAAGACACUAUUUUCAGGAUUUAGGCAAAUUCUGUUGAGAGCUAUGGAGUCUGAUACAGCUUUGUGCAUGGAAAAUUCCAGAGCAGUGGAAGAGAAGAUAAAAGAGGACUCCAUCGCACGGAUUACUUGCUCAGUCCUGGGGUUCCCCACUGCUGAGCCCAGCCUCAGGAAUGAUAUCUUCAGUGUGCAGCAUUUUGGUUCCCCACCAUCCUCCAAGUGCUAUCAGUCUGUCUUGUUAAUGAGUACAAAUUCUGCGUUUAACAACAAAACUGGUAAGCAAACGAAAGCAGGAGAGCCCGGCUGCUCCAAGAUGAGAAAGUCAUUACAUAAUGGGGCUGACACAUCAUUUGGUCAUAUUAGUCAUUCAGAACCCGAGCAACAGGUCAAAGGGGCAGUGUUUUCAGAGACCACAUCUCCAAACUUAGCAGGAAUGCAGAGACUUUCAGGUUCAAGUGUAACUGAAUCCAGUAAUGCAGAAGAAAUGCAACUUUUAAAUGGUAAAUGGUACAAGAAGAAUGGGGUUUUGGGUAGGGCUUUGGAAGUCUGCACUGAAACAAUAAAAGGGGAUUUAUUACACCAAAUUCUUCGCGGGCCUUCAGAAGGGAUUUUGAGCUGCACCCAGGAGGAGGUGUGUGCUCGCUUACUCCAGUGUGUCACUAAGCAACAAAUGGAAAUCGGUCGCGCCAAAAGAACUCAGAAGCGUUUACAAAUGCUCCUGGCAAAGCAUGUUAUCAAACACUGUGAUCAGCAGCUGAAAUGCUUUGUGAAACAUCAGCUUCAGAGAAUGAAGGUUUUCCAUGAGCCAGCUCGAUUUUUGAGCAAUAGCUCCCUCAGAUGCACUGAAGGUUGGCCGGAAAACAACACAACUCCUUCGGAGAGUAGUUUGAGUGUGGAUGUACAGAACGGAGUUAGCGUCGCACCAGGUGAAAUCCGUGGCUUUGCACUUUCUACUGGAGGGCUGCUGUCUCGUGUGGAGAAGGACCUGGACUCUGAUGCAACGUGUAGCAGCUCAGAUGAAGAUGGUGAGGAACAGACUGUGGAAGCCAGCUAUACUUCUGAAUGGAAGUGGCUUGCAGACAGAGCUAGAAUUGGCAGCCGUUGGACAUGGCUUCAAGCCCAGAUUUCAGAACUAGAAUACAAAAUCCAACAACUAACUGACCUUCACAGGCAAAUACGUGCCACCAAGGGGAUGGUGGUCUUAGAAGAAUUCCCAUUUCCAAAACACAUUUUGAAGAAGCAGAUCCAAUUGACAGAGCAAGAAGCUUUAUUAAACGCCACAGGGAAUUCCCAAGCUGCCAUUGAGAGCCAGGAUUCUUUGCCGGAGCAUGACUUUGAAAUGUCACCCAGCAGUCCCACUCUGCUUUUACGAAACAUAGAAAAACAGAGUGCACAACUAAGUGAAAUCAUCAGCAGCCUAAUUGCUCCACUCAAUCUGUCUCCAGCUUCUUCAUCUCUUUCCUCCAAGACCUGUAGACACAGACAGCUGGUCAAUGGUAUCUCCUUCAGAGCUUCAGACAAUAGAGAGGUGUCCUCUUCAAGCAGCUGGCUGCUUGACCAUCAGCACAUCAAGAAAAGAAGAAGAGACAGGACAAGGCUCAGAUCUGUCUCUGUGACUAAUGUGAGCACAUCUGCCCGAACAAGGCCACUUCAUAGUUUCCAGAAGAGGAAACUCUACAGAAUGCACAGUGCCUGUCACUGGAAUCAGCAGACUUUUCCAUCUAGAGAUGCCUCCUUUCCAUAUAAAACUCAGUUUCCAUGUGUGGUGCCAGCCUCCACUUUCAGCAGCAGUGAGUACAGCACAGAAUCUAAAAUCCUAGAUUAUGUGCAAGAGCUGGACUCUUCCUUCCAUCCAGUCUUAUCAUUCCCUUCAGAUAUUCCUCUUCACAUAUACUUUGAAACAUUAUUAAGGAAGGAUGACAUCAAAGGAGAACCUGCUGAUACCUCAUCUUUGGGAGGGGACUUUAAAGUAUCUGCUGACAAUGACUACAAUCCACAUGUUUCUGUCAAACAAUGGAGCGGUGGCUGUUUGUCUAAUUCCAAAUCUCCAUUGGUGUUGGGAACACCUGACCAGCUGUCAGAAGGAAGAAAGAAAAGACAUCUAAGUGAGACAGCAGUAGGCGAAAGUAGCGCUCAUUUUGAGACAUUCUCCUUCCAACAUGCAGAGCCUGAGUCCCACAGCAGUUUUACUCCCACAAGCAGUGUCAGUGCCAUGUCUCGGCCCACUCACAGCACUUCAUCACAGCAUAACUCCAGGAGGAGGCUGAGAAGUGAGAGCUCCUAUGAUAUAGACAACAUUGUUAUUCCCAUGUCACUGGUGGCACCCUCAAAGCUGGAGAAACUACAGUACAAAGAAAUCCUUACUCCAAGCUGGAGAGUUGUUGAACUUCAACCUUUGGAAAAAUCUCAAACAGAUGAAGAAGAGGUAGAAGACCUGUCAGACAAAGCCUUUUCCUGGCGCCACAGCAAGUACGAGGAGCGAGAGCGCGCGAGGUGGUCGCUGUGGGAGCAGAGCCGCUGGCCCAGGAGGAACAGCAGAUCUUACAGCAAAAAUGCUGAUGGACGACACAGCCAGGACGUGGUGCAGAAAGACCUUUGCACUGCUGACCCUGCUCCUGACCCAGCUUUGGAAGCCCACAGCUCUGUUUGUUCAGGGAUGGCACCACUCUGCAGGGAGAGCCAGGAAGAGAAGUCUGGACUGUGGGAACUUCGAGUUUUUCCACUAAACGAUGAAGAGGUAGAAGCUUUACUGUGCCAAGAUCAAGUAACGAAUCAGACUGAAAUGUCAAGUGCAACUUUCCCCAGCAACUCUUCCUGCACUCCAGGCACACCCACUGCUUUGCCAGACAAUGGCUAUGCACCAAGAAAACAAUCUACCCAAGAGUCAGAAGACUGCAAAAGCAUUUGCCUGGGAAGCAACAGUACAAGGAAACAAAGGUGACAGGGAAUAAUGUGGUUCAUUAAGAAAGCCAAUUAAGGUGGAGAGAAGUGUAAGGUAAAAUCUCUCGUUCACACAGCAUAUUCACACAAUUCAAAAUCUUUAUGUUAGCUGCGUAUAAUAUAUUUUCUUUCUUGCUUUGUAACAGGCAGGAUAAAUCCCAAAGACAACACUUUCUUCUUCCUGAACCCCAAGAGAAAGUAAUUAUUUCAAGCUGGAAGUCUAAUAUUCCCAGUGUCGGGAGUGGGCGCACAUAAAUUGCUGGCACCAUUCACUUUCUGUUGUCAUAUUGCCACAUUUGUCAAUAAUCAUCCUUUUCUGUUUGUUUUCAAAUGCAUAUCUGGUUCUAAUGGACUCUGGUGCAGCAGGAGAUGCUGCCUACCUUAUCCAACAACUUCAACUGAACACAGAAAAACUACUUGAAAAUAGAGGGGAUAAGCAUUAGCCUCAGAUUAUUCUCCUGUGUGGCAGAGCCAUAGGGCAAAAACCUGUCUCUCUAACUGCAGGUGUAAGGUGAGGGUAGGUGAGAACCAGCAGUUCAAAGCAGGGGAUCUGGAAGCCUUGCAUCUAGCUGAAGUCAGGGCUUUCAGUAGUGCCAGGGCAUGUUUCAUGGUGAAGUCCUCAAGCAAUAAGGUAGAAGCAGCCACUGCAUUGGCACAGUCAGUGUGUCUGACACAGGGGGAAGCAGGGUUUCUGCUUCUGGCCUGUGGGGAGGGAGAGACAGGAGAGAGGGGUUGAGCCAAAUCAGUGACACAGCCCAUGGAAUGCUGUGGUUUGAAUCAUCUUAUUUCCUUAGUCCUUCAGUAGCUAAUGAGGCUCAUAAUACUUUGCUUUAAUAUGUUAAAGUCUUGUUCCAAUUUCUGUACAGUGCCUUGUAAGAGUCUCAUAAGUAUGCCAACAUUUGGUGACUAGCUGGAAAGGAAAAGAUGAUUGAUGUCUUGAAGAGCAAUAAAAAAAAGCCCCAAAGCUUUCCAUUGUGAUUCUGGGUAGAUUUUUCAUUUCCCAAUACAUGCACAGUGAGAAAACAAAGGCAAGUUGUUUAAAACUUGCAUCUGAAUAGCAUAGCUUGGAAUGUAUCUGCAAUCCCAAGAGGUAUUAACAAAGAUUUAAACAUUGAAUGUAGGUGUAAUCCACCAACAGGCAGUUUUUCUGUGUAGGACAGUUGAAGGCAAUUUAAUAGGAGUCUCUGUUUUUUGUGCAGUUUUCUUCCAUGUGUAAUAUCUGGAAUGGCACUGGACAGAAGACCCAGUUUUAGUGUCAAUUUUUUUUUUUUUUGUCAAAAUGACAGGAAAUACACACUGGGUGUAUGAAAACAGUUCAGUAAAGUUUCAACACUACAUCCUAUUGCUACAUUGUAGUUUAUUGCACAUUCUGAUUAUUUUUUUAAACACUUUUUUAACACUGGUUUGUCUUAAACUUGAAUCUUGCCUCAAUGUCUGAUACAAUAAUCUUUGAUGCAAGGUUGUUUUUUUUAAUUAAAAGUUAUUUCUAUAUAUGUUGUACAUAGUCUGAAUUUGAUGGCUUUUUAGAAGUGAAGAAGUAGCAGCAAUACUUCCUCUUGGCAUGGAGCCCUGCUUGGCCUGCUGACCCACUGCAGCUUGCUGUGGUACUGAUGCUGCACUUACACUGUGAGGCCAAGGGCCCCCUCCGUGCCUCAGUACAGAGGUGUGUGCUGCCCUCUCUCUUGCCCUGCACGUGCAUCUGCUUCCAGGAAAAACUUUCUCAAAGGUCAGUGUCCCAGAUGUUUUGCAGGUCUUUUCCAUACCCCUGUCUACUCCUUAGGAACCUGAUCUGACCAGCUCUCACCCAGCUUUGUUGUAAGGUAUGGCUUUCCUGUGUUGUCUGAUCCCUGGGGCAGAGGGAGGAACUGCUGCACUUCAGGAGAGGGGACAGACAAAGUAACCAGCCAGCCAGGCCAGUUGCCUUCCAUGUCCUGAAAGUGCUGCCAGGAAGAGGAAAUACAAUCCAAUCUGUUACAGGAGGCCUUUUCUUUACUGGAGGGUGGGAACAGAAGGGUGUUGAACAGGAGGCCAAGGACCCCCCUGUGUCAGAGGAGCUGGGUUAUCCCAGUCUGGUUAGCCUGGGGACCUGCAGAGCAUCCCUGCACUGCAGUUCAGGUUCCAGCUGCUGGGCUCCUUGCCCACUGCAGGGGCUGCAGAGGCAGGUAGUGCUCUGAGCAAGAGGAACCCCAUCAGCUGUGUCCCCUCUAAGUUCUUGCUAUUGCUUCAUCAGACAGCAAUAAAAAGGGUAUUUAGAGAAAGGCUGAGCAGGCCCAAGACAGAAGCAAAAUGUCUAUUUGGUCAUUACCCCAGUCCACUCACUGCAGAAAUCUCUUCUCCAGCAGCUGCCUUGCAGCUGGCCAGGCCUGUGACAGCACACUGUGGCUGCUGGAGAACAGUGUGGUUCUGCUCCUCCUCCCACAGUGCCAGCACAGGGCUGUUCCAUGCGUGCUGCACAGGGCUCUGCCAGCACUCGAGCAGGAUGUGCCAGGAACAGGCUGCAUUUCCCCAUCACCUGCCCACCUCCCGCAUCCCUCCCGCUGGCAGGGCCAGGUGGGCAGUGCUGUAUGCACAUGGCAAGCGAGGUGGUUCUCAGGAAGCUGCAGUCCUGUGCCCUGCCUUCUCUGUCUCCACUCUGUGUCUUGGCUCCAGACAGGGACACGUGGUUUUUCAGCAGCCCCCUUUCAGUGCUGGGACAGGGUUAAACAACUUGCUGAACUCAGCCUGGUUGCAGGAGCAGCCUGUCCUCUCCUUUGUCCCUCUACUACAAGCAGCUGCAAUCAGCACUGGUAGGCUGCUCCACUGCCUGCAGCCCAGGGCCUGGCACAGCUGGGCUCCCAGCUCCAGGCAGGUCACUUUUGCAUGGAUGCUGGUGUCAUGAGGAAGCUGUACCUGUUGUGGGAGCAGGCUCAGGGCUAGGCUCAUCCUUGAAGCCUUAGAAUGGGCAGAAUCCCCUGCUUCUUUUCAUUCCUUUUCAAAGUUUAAACAAAAAAUAAAACCCCAGACAAAACCCAACCUCUCUUUGGCUGUUAAGCUGUGAAAACAGCUGUUAGUGCUGCUCCUACUGCUGUGGCUGAAGGUAUUGAGUGACUGUGAAAACCAACUUAAAACCCAAUGCAGCAAGGCUCCCCCACACAUGAAAGUAGGUGUCUGCAGCUGCACAAAGCCAUUUUCCAUGUGCUUUAUUUACCAUGUUCAAUUGAGGCUUUUUUUUUUAACACCACUUUUGUUCUGCUUCCUGCUGCUAUGAGGGUUUAAAAUGCUUCAUCUCUGCAUCCAGGAUCUUAAUGGCAUGUAAGUACAAAUAAGAAUUUUUAAACCCUAUUAAAACUAAGCUCUGUGUGCAUCUCCUGCAGUGUUUUAUCUCCCUCAGGGCUGUGGGCUGUACCACCCUGUGCAGCACAUGUGCAAGCCCAGCGUGACUUGGCUCUGUCCAAGUUGUUUUCAUCCUGUUUUCCAGUUCAGACAGACCUGUGCUGUCAGAUCACUCCACACCACAUGCCUCAAUAUACCAGGCUGUGCUCUCCCUUAUUGCUGAGUCCUUAUCAGAGGAUUGCAGCAUCACAUGGGCCUGGGGUUUAUUCAGCCCUGGGGAGACCAUGCAAGCAGCUCUCUGGGUUUUCAUGUCAGCACCCAGUUCCAGUCCUGGGACAAAAGGCUUGUUACUGAGUACAGGAGGACAGGCCUAAACAGGCCCCAGAGAGAUCACUUCAGUAAAUGGACACAGGUGA